AUGUUGCAAAGAGGCUUAGCUAAAUUUUUGUUACGCAAUACAAGAUAAACUUUUGGUGUUGUUAGAAAUGGUUUUUCUUCUACAUAAAUUGAAAAGGCAGCAGAAAAGAGCGAUGAAGUUCCCAUCCAUUUAAGACCAUAUAAUAAGGAAAAGUACGAAGUACCUUCCACUAAGCUGAAAUAUUCUACAGGUUACGCAUUGCUUGAUGUUGAACCUAUGCCUCGUGCCAAAAUUAUGAAGAUCAGCUACAAUAUUUUACAUAAAUUAAAGGAAAUUCCUGAAACUGCUAUGUAUCGUAUUUAUACAGAAGAAAAGGUCAAAUACAUCAUGAAGCUCACUGAUGAAAUUGAAGAUGUUCGCUAAUUAGAAGAAGAAUUCGGCCAAGAUUCCAUUGAAUUGUUCAUUUAUUCUUAUGGUAAAGAACUUGAACUUGUUGAAUAUAUGAAGCACUCCAAGCCUUGGGAAUCCCGUCCUGGUGAUGAAGAAUAAAACGAAAUGAUUCGUAUUGCUUCAUAAAAGCGUGUUUAUCUUAAGCACUAAAGAGUUGAUCGUCCUGCUCGUUAAGAAGCUGCUUUCAUUUCUUCAAAUGCUAAGCCUCAAUUAGAAGCUGGCAAGCAAUGA
Messenger RNA from Tetrahymena thermophila SB210, 621 nucleotides. Its product is annotated as ETC complex I subunit motif protein. NCBI's taxonomy places the organism in Eukaryota, Ciliophora, Oligohymenophorea, Hymenostomatida, Tetrahymenidae. Gene Ontology annotation, biological process: respiratory electron transport chain. The record is from RefSeq and is a predicted model, not a curated record. The transcript has a single exon.